Sitophilus oryzae (rice weevil) is the source of this 3603-nucleotide messenger RNA. RefSeq lists its product as uncharacterized. The coding region runs from base 1 to 3603 and encodes 1200 amino acids. The record is from RefSeq and is a predicted model, not a curated record. The transcript has 17 exons. Lineage: Eukaryota; Metazoa; Arthropoda; Insecta; Coleoptera; Curculionidae.
AUGGAGGUUAUGGAAGAUGGAAAUUUAAUGGACAAAGUAAACAUAUUAAUACAAAGGGAUUUAGAAUAUUACAAGAGUAAACAGUCCGUUCUGCAAGAAACAAUUUGUCCAGGAAUUAUCGGAGGAAGACUUGAUUUUCCUAGAUCUGCAUCGUUCGCAGCUGUUAAACUAGUAAUUUGGUGGGAAGACGAAUAUAUUGCUGCUUAUAAGAAUCCGUCAGGUUUUUUCCAAAAAGAUUCACGUUCAUCUAGAAGUAGCAUUGAAGCAUUUGGAGGCUGUGGUGGUAUUGUUAAGGCUUCUGAUCCGACUAAAUUUAUUUCGGCUGUCAGUAAAUCAGCUGAUCAAUUAUUAGAACAUCUUCAUGUACUCACUCAAGAAGCACUGGAUCAUGCUGAUCUAACUGUAUUAACCGGUACAAUUGGUGCCGCAGCAUUAUUAAAAAAUUGUCUUUGGUUUUAUAUACAACUUUUAAAAGAUACAAAGACUUCUACAGAACUCCUUCAAACGGGAUACAAAAAAUAUAAUGAAAUGUGUGAAGCUUUAGCUGAGCGUCUCUUAGAUUUGCACUGUAGAUUGUUGUCUUUAUACAUUCUACAAGAUUCUGAUUGUUUAGAUUGGGAAAACACAAAGGCGUUUUUUGAAUCUGAAAGAGGGUCGUAUAUAAUACAGAUGUGGUGGCUGUAUAUGCAAGGUACUCGAGAAGAUCUUUGGACCACAGUACCUCCAAAAAUGGCACAAAGAGUUUUCUCAGGAAUGCUGAAUGAAUCAUUGACAAUAUUAACUGUCAGAUAUACACAGAGUUCACCUUCGGAGGCAAGAAGUGAAUUACUUUUAGUUGACAUCAGCAAUUUGCUUUUAUGCGUUGCUCAACUACUUCCAUCUAUUUGCGACUCCGCUGAAGAAUUUAUUGGCUUGCCGGGGAGCAAUAAGAGCAAAAUUUUGCGCGACAUUCAUGUAAAAUGUCACGAUUUGUUUUGUUGUUUUCUUCUAAGAGGGGCGCCAUUAGAUACACUUCACAAGGUAUUUAGAAAGAACCAAGAAGAUAUAGAUUUGUAUAAAAUAAAUACAAAUAAUAUAGACCCCUGGAUUAUUUAUGGACUGCCAAACAUCUUCAAAAAUAUCACCAAUCCUAUUAAAAGUAUGAGCGAUUUAGACGACCAGACCUGUUUAGCUUUAGAAUUAAUGGUUUUACUAGCACAACCUCAACCUAACUGGGCUUUGCUUUUGAAAGUUCUCUGCCGAAGAAACUUUAAAAUAUUGCAAGUUAUUUUACGAACAUUAUCAGACAUGACAAAUAUAGAACUUAAGAAAACAUCCCAAAAGGCGACCGAUUGUGGAAACUUUUUAUGUCCGGCUGACGGAAGUUGUAAAAAUAUCGAGUCUACGCAAUUAGUAAUGAAUACGAAACAUUACCAUGACUUAAUUAUGGCGUGUACAUCGGUUGUACUGCACAUAGGAAACGAUAAGGAACUUAACAAUGUUUUAAUAGAAACUAUUUCGCAGCAGCCUAACUGGGCAAAGUGUUUUGAGAGGCGACAUGUUUGGAAUCAAAUUAGAUAUUCCUGGUAUGAGGCCAUUUUAAACUUAGCAUCUCCUGUUUUACCUUUAGUAGCGGAAACUGUAAUAAAUGCUUUGCAAACAGGUGCAACCAUGUAUCAAGCUAUGUCGCUCCUAAUAGCUUGUUUGAGUCAAUUUUGGGAUGUUAUAGAUUCCAGUCUAAUUCGGGUAACCAGUUUAUUUCAGGAAGUUAUACCUUCAGACAUAUUGCCAGUUAGUAAUUCUGUGUUGAUGCAAAUUCUUGUUAGUGGAUUGUAUUCGCAUUUUUUAGAUAUAUCUGAGAAUGUUAGCCCAAAAAAAGAGGUGUCUUUUAAACAUAGUCCCAAAGAUGUUGAAAAUAAAUCGGAUGAUACAAAUUCCGUUAAAAGGUGUAGUGAACAGUCUACUGAAAGUCUUGCAUUAGCUGUUGCUGAAUCUCUAUGCAGUAUAGAUGAAGAUAACAAGCAUACUGAUCAAAUAGAGGAAUUUUUAAGUCAAGUUAGUUUAGAAGAUAUUGGAUGUUCCGAAAAUAGUGGAUCAAUUAGAAUUGAAAAUAAUCAACAAAUAUUAGAGAUUUUAGUUAGCGAUCUUUUAUUAAACAAUCAGGGAAAGAAAGCCCUAAAAACACUACAUCAUUUCUUAAAGAAUAAUAGCGAAUGGUUAUAUUCGACAUUAGAGGUCAGUAAAAUUGGUACAAAUUCGGUACCCCCAAACAAAAUUUUACAACGUCCUUUACCUCUCUUACAUAAGAUGUUUUUUAUUGGAUAUAUUCCAUUCGAUCAGAUUUCUAAUCGUUUAAUGAGCGAAUUAGAAGACCUAGUUAAUAGAUUAAGUACUCUUAGUUUUAAUAAAACAGAAAUAAAAAUGCCUAACACAAAUAAUGACGAUACAUUAGCCGUAGAUUGGGAUUUAUUUAAAUCACGUUUAAAUAAUAUUAAACCUUUCGAUGGUGAUUGUAAUACUUUGAAUAAAUUUAAUUUGAAAUGUGACAAAUUAAUUCAAAUUUAUUCUAUUCACAAUAACAGUGAAUUGAAUUCUCAUAUCUUUGAUUGUGUGCAGGAGAAAUUGAUUAGUAGGGCGGAAGUUAUGGUAGGUAAUAGAUCCGAACUAACAAACUGGGAAUCUUUAAAAGCAGCUUUGCAACAGUGUUUUUCAGACCGCAGAGACACAGAUUGUUUGGUUCAGGAACUAACACGUACCAGGCCAUACAAAGGCGAAGAUCUAAUUAAUUUCGGCACUAGAUUACAGUUGUUGAGAAGUAACGUGGCACAACGCAUUAGUAAUGAUUUAAAUUUAACACAAGAACAAAAAUUAUGUCAUAUUAAAUAUUACGAGAAAACUGCAUUGAAUACUUUCAUUGCUGGAUGCACGGGAACACUAAAAAAUAACAUGCAUCUUAAACAACUAAACUCGCUCGAAGAUGCUAUGGCAUAUGUUGUAGAAUUUGAGAAUUUUGAGAAAUUUCAAUCAAAUGCCAAUAGAAAUAAUUCUAUUUUCGGCAGCCCAAAUUUUAAUAAUUUUCAAAAUAAUAAUACUCCAAAUUUUAAUACACCUAACAAUCCAAAUUUUAAUAAUUCGGGAAGCUAUACUGAUUUUCAAACCUGGCCUUCUCAGCCUAUAAAUAUGCCUCAACCUCGACAACUACCCCCGCAAAGAUAUUUUACGAACAAAGAAGUUUUUGGUCCACCACAAAACGUGUUUGCACCAAAACCAAUUCCACCAAGCCAACGAACAAAACCAACACCCAUGUCUAUUAGCGUAAAGAAUACGAACGGAUUUAGUAAACAACAAUCCAUGCAAUAUCAGUUCAAUAACCAACAACAGAGAGGUUGGAAUCCUCCACAAUUUAUUUUUGAAGAACUACACGCUAAUGAAUAUGAAGGAAACGAAGAAAAUGUCCAACAGUACUAUGAUCAAAACUGUGGAAAUAUCGAAAAUGAGACAUAUUUUACAACAAACAUGGAAAACACGAACUAUCGACAAAUCCAAAAUUUCGAAAAACCUAAUGAAGAAAAUCAUGGAUGCGGAAAUUUUCACAAUCCAGCCUAUCCAGAAAACCCAACAUAG